Pimephales promelas (fathead minnow) is the source of this 2891-nucleotide messenger RNA. It is a transcript of the gene e2f1, whose product is annotated as E2F transcription factor 1. NCBI's taxonomy places the organism in Eukaryota, Metazoa, Chordata, Actinopteri, Cypriniformes, Leuciscidae. Gene Ontology annotation, cellular component: Rb-E2F complex. Gene Ontology annotation, molecular function: protein dimerization activity; DNA-binding transcription factor activity, RNA polymerase II-specific; RNA polymerase II cis-regulatory region sequence-specific DNA binding. The record is from RefSeq and is a predicted model, not a curated record. Gene Ontology annotation, biological process: regulation of transcription by RNA polymerase II.
CCACUUCUCAGCCAAUCAGUGCGCCGCACACUGGCACGUGCCAGUUUCGCGGCAAAAAAGAUUUGGCGCGUAAAGCUUUUAGCAGGUUCCGAUCAGCUGGAACACAAAAAAACAACAACAACAAAAGUGAUUCCGGUCGCGCCGCGCGCAGGGACAGUCGGACCGCACCUUCCCUCUCCGGACAUGGAUUUAAGCGUUUCAGGAGCGAACAUCUGGGGAUUAUUCUCAAGUUAUUGACAAUACUUCCUGGAUGGAGUCAUUAAAAAGGACAAAAGCGAAGGAUAUUUUGGAUUAAAGUGUCCGAGGAGUAAAGAAACCGGACUUUGUCUUUGUUCGGCAUCUGGAUCGGGUUAUACUGAUAUUUUUACUUCAUCUACAGCCAUUUUAGCAUAUUAAUUACCCCUUUCUAACACGUUUACCAAUGCUCACGUGAGAACAAACUUUGUUUCUCUUGAUAAUAUCGCAACAACAUCAUUAAUUUGAGGAUUAUAUUGAAUGCGUCCAUGUUUUAUGCACUUUAAAAGUUGCGAUUUGUUCGUGAUGUUGUUUAUUUAUAGUGGAAUAUUUGUUAUGCUUUUUGCUGCCAUUUUCAAAAGCACUUCCUUAAACAAAGGAUUGACAACUAUAAACUCAUCAUGCAUGUGAAAAACAUCUGAAAUGUUGAUCAAUAACAUGCAUGGUCUAAUCCUUCACUUUUACUGAAGUAAAGUGGAUAUUUUCGUUUUGCACCCUGAGGUUGACCUACAUUUCUGGCCUUGUGGUUCGGGAGUCUCACCCAUAUGUUCAGCCCAGGCCUGUUUUUAUCAUGCGUUUCAGUGUGCACUUGUGUGAAACCUGUCAGAACAUGGUUUUUACAUUUCCACUGAGCCCUGUGCUCUCUCUUGUGCAUGCAUUUUAAGAAAGCAACCUGUUCCCAUGCGCUGAAGGCCAUCGCCAGGAUUGAGAAUAAACCCGGAGCCCGAGUAACGUUAACCCCUGCUGUUUUAGCACGAUAUGUCUGAGAGUUUUAUAUCGGGUCAGACCUCGGAGGAUCUGCUGGCUGAUUUUGAGUCUCUCUUGAACAAUGGCAGCAUUGAUCUUAGUGAAGAUCACCAAAUCGUCAUCAUCUCCACCCCGGGCACGGCCUCGACCAGCUCUGCCACGGGGGACUUCUUGCUGUUCGCCACCCCGCACCACAGCGCCACGACCGGCACGACCCUGGACCACAGGAGACCCGCUCUGGGCAGACCACCGGUGAAGAGGAAGCUGGAUCUGGACAGUGAUCACCAGUACAUCUGCACGUCUCGGUCGGCUUCUCAUGGACCAGCUCCUCCAGCUACACCCGCUCCACCCAGAGUCCCUAAACUGGCCACGGAGAAGUCCCGCUACGACACGUCUCUGAACCUGACCACGAAGCGCUUCCUGGACCUCCUGGCUCAGUCUCCAGACGGGGUGGUGGACCUGAACUGGGCGUCUCAGGUGCUGGACGUCCAGAAGCGGCGCAUCUACGACAUCACCAACGUCCUGGAGGGCAUUCACCUGAUCUCCAAGAAGUCCAAGAACCACAUCCAGUGGCUGGGGAAUCGCAUCGACGGGGCGUCCGUGGCCAGGUUUCAGGAGCUCCAGAGGGAAGUGUCCGAGCUCACGGAGGCCGAGGAGAAACUCGACGAGCUCAUUAACAAAUGCAGCCUACAGCUACGGCUCCUCACAGAGGACACACACAACAAGAAGCUUGGGUACGUGAGGUGCCAGGACCUGCGGGACACGGUGGACCCUCCGGAGCAGAUCAUCAUGGUGAUCCGAGCUCCACCAGAGACGCAGAUGCAGGUGUCUGAACCCAGUGAGGGUUACCAGAUCUCUCUGAAGAGCUCCAAAGGUCCGAUCGACGUGUUUCUGUGUCCUGAGGACAGUUCUGGGGUCUGUAGUCCCGUCACUGAUUGUAGUCCAGCGAAAUCGUCCUGUCAGACCCCCCCGCGGUCUGAUCUCGCAUCACAGGAAGUGACAUCAUCAACGCCGACUACCCUCCCUAGCUCCUCCCCCCUGCCUCUCGGCACAGACUCGGAGUCGUUCCUGGACUCGUUUCCUGGCAUUUGCGGGAUGCCCGAUUUCGACCUGUCUCCUUUGGGCUCGUCUGAGUUCCUGCUGGAGCGGGGCGGCUCCUCGGACGGCGCGGGCCUGGCACUCGACGGCUUCAUCUGUCUCUCUCCUCCUCACAGUCAGGACUAUCACUUCGGCCUGGAGGACCACGAGGGCGUCAGCGAGCUGUUCGACUGCGACUUCAGCGACCUCGGCCCUCUCGAGUUCUGACGGCCCGAUCCAGAGUCAAACCGCUCUCGCAUCGCUUCGCUUUUGAAUCCAGAUUUGCUCGAAUGCUGCCAAUUAAUUUAUUAAUAGAAACGAGUCACCUUUUGGAUUCCUGUUUAUUGUAAUUGAUUGUACAUGUAACGUCGUCGGGAAGGUUUUAGGACGAGUGUGAAUAUAAACUGACAGGUUUUAUGGAUUAUUUCUCAGGUGAGUGAUUACGUGCUAGUUACCGUAUGUGUUUAGGGUCGGGUUAUGUUGCAUAUGUUGGUUAUGCAAUGCUGCACGAUAAUCAAUCCGCCGUCGCUCGCGCGGUGACCGAGAGGAUUUACAGAAAAUGAACUUUUCGAUAUUUUUUUUUUCUAAUCACAAUUCUAUUCACGAGUUCUGUACAAAUGUUCAUCAUGUCACAGAUUCUCUCGCGUUCAUGAGUUUUGCAUUGUGUGUGCAGGCUUGUGGGAUUUUUAUCGCUGUUACAGGAGACGUUCUGUAUUUAUUUGCGUUCAAAUCUGAUCCUGGUACAGUAAAUGUCCCCAGAGAUAUAUAUAUAUAUAUAUAUAUAUGUAUAUGUAUUUAUUAGUGCUGUGCAACGAUUAAUCACGUCUAAAAUA